AUGUCGACACGUGCUGCAAUUGGCAUUGACUUGGGCACAACAUUCUCUUGUGUCGGUGUGUUCCAAAGCGAUACGGUGGAAAUCAUAGCCGACGAUCAGGGCAACCGCAUAACGCCGAGUUGUUUGGCCUUCACAGAUAAGGAACGCCUCAUUGCGCCUGAUCAGGCGCCGUUUUAA
Molecule: messenger RNA, 177 nt
Organism: Echinococcus granulosus
Lineage: Eukaryota; Metazoa; Platyhelminthes; Cestoda; Cyclophyllidea; Taeniidae
Product: Heat shock protein
Exons: 2
Coding region: 1-177 (58 amino acids)
Biological process (GO): protein refolding; cellular response to unfolded protein
Cellular component (GO): cytoplasm
Molecular function (GO): ATP hydrolysis activity; misfolded protein binding; ATP-dependent protein folding chaperone
Source: RefSeq, a predicted model, not a curated record